UCUUCUUCUCCUCUUCUGCUCUUCUUCUUCUCCGGCUUCAGCCUUAGCAACCUGCUAGCGGAGCGUACUAGCCAGCGGGGACGGGGCGCCCCAGAUAGCCGCCUGCUGAGCAGCCGUAACACCGCUCAUGACGACGCACUUCUGUCUGUCCGCCAUCGCUUCUCGUCCGAGACGCGUCCGUCGUGGUGAGGCGAGGCGGCUCGGGGCCGCGCAGUGGCUGGACCGACUGGCCGCCGGACAGCGUUAAGCGGACGGGACCGAGAGGGAGGGGGGCUCUCCUCUCCUCGGGGAGGCUGGCUAGCUAGCCUUGCUAACGUUAGCCGACGUUCGCAGUUAGCUGUUGGAAGUUCACAACUCGCCGCCUCCGGCCGCCCAAAUAGCAGCGAAGAGUCGGGCUUGUGUCCGACAUUAAUGGACGCUGUAUGAGCCGCGUCUAUAAAGUUGGUCUGGGUUCCUGACACUAUCAAGACAGUCUGGAACUAAGAAAUCCUACCAAACCUCACCACCAUGUUGGAGGAGGACAUGGAAGUCGCCAUCAAGGUGGUGGUGGUGGGCAAUGGAGCUGUUGGCAAGUCUAGUAUGAUCCAGCGUUAUUGCAAGGGCAUCUUUACAAAGGACUACAAAAAGACCAUCGGCGUCGACUUUCUGGAAAGACAGAUACAAGCCAGUGAUGAAGAGGUUAGAUUGAUGCUUUGGGACACUGCUGGACAAGAGGAGUUUGAUGCCAUCACAAAGGCCUACUACCGUGGUGCUCAGGCAUGUGUGCUCGUCUUUUCUACCACAGACCGGGAGUCUUUUGAGGCUAUAAGCAACUGGUGGGAGAAGGUGGAAACGGAGGUUGGAGAUAUUCCCACCGUUCUAGUACAGAACAAAAUCGACCUCCUUGAUGAAACGGUUAUAAAAAAUGAGGAGGCGGAGGCUCUGGCCAAGAAACUAAAGUUGAGAUUUUAUCGGGCUUCGGUGAAAGAGGACCUCAAUGUCAAUGAGGUUUUCAAGUACCUGGCUGAUAAAUACCUUCAACGACUCAAACAGCAAACAGCGGAAGAGCCUGAAGUGGUCCACACAACAAGCAAUAAAAUAGGUGUUUUCAACACGACCAGCAGUAAUGUCUCCAACCAGAGCUCCAGCAACGGCCGGGAGGUCAUUAGUUUGCGGCCUAACAAGCAAAGGACCAAGAAGAGUAAAAAUCCCUUCGGAAGCUGCAGUUUAGUGUAGACUGAAUCCUGAAGAUUCAGAGACUGCCUCGGGUAAUGUUAUUAAAAGCCUAAAUGUCUGCCUUGGAGGAAGUUGCAUCAAAAGACCAAAGCUUACGGGAAUUGGGAAAAACUUUUCUUCUGAUAGUGUGGUAAGCUGUGUAUUUGUGAGCCACUGGAUCCUUUAUUGUGGAUGCCAUGAGUAAUACAAUUCAACAAGUGCAGCAAGGUUGUGACAUGAAUCAAAGGAGAACAUCCACUGUAAAACAGAAACCAGUUACUGCUGUAGGUUAACAGCUUCUCAACACUUGCUGAUGUGAAGCUCUGUCCCAACACCUACCUGCCAGAGAGCCACGGCUAGCUGAUGGUGUAUUCAACACACGGAGCAGCUUCAUCGACAUUGAUGUGGACUCAUUGAAUGUUCAAUUUUGUUAAUAAUUCCUUGCAUCCGGGUGGUGUGGCAGUCUAUUCCGUUGCCUACCAACACGGGGAUCGCUGGUUCGAAUCCCCGUGUUACCUCCGGCUUGGUUGGGCAUCCCUGCAGACACAGUUGGCCGUGUGUGUGGGUGGGAAGCCGAAUGGGGGUAUGUGUCCUGGUCGCUGCACAAGCGCCUCCUCUGGUUUGUUGGGGCGCCUGUUUGGGGGGGGGGGGGGGUGGCGUGAUCCUCCCACGUGCUGCAUCCCCCUGGCAGGGGCUCCUCACUGUCAGCUGAGAGGAAGCGGCUGGCGGCUCCACAUGUAUCUGAGGAGACUUGGUGGUCUGCGGCCCUCCCCGGAUCGGCAGAGGGGGUGGAGCAGCGGCCGGGAUGGCUCGGAGGAGUGGGGUAAUUGGCCAGAUACAAUUGGAGAGAAAAGGGGGGGGGGGUUCCUUCAAAAUGGUUCAGUUUUUACACAGUAUUAGUCUCCCAUUUAAUGUCGGAGAUGUUGUAUGAUUUAUCUUUCAACCGAGUCUCUCGGUGUCUUGUGAGCCUCAGAGGAGACGUGCUGAUGGUCAGAUUGGUACGUAGCUGCCCAGCAUCCAUGGAGUAAUGGUCCUGUUUUAUGGUGGAUGUUCUCCUUAGUGGCUGAAGUAUUCAUUUCGCGAAAUGCAGUUUGGACCGGCCUGCAGUGUUUACAAGAGAGGGAUGUACACUCUUGCUCCAUAAAACCUUUUGUUCACCUUCAUGAUUCUCCAGCCGCCCACGCCUGCGCUCGCCUGCUCAGCCGUGCAGUAUGUUUGUAUUGUAGAAGAUACGCAGGUUAUUUGGUACCAUACUUUUCUAAACGUCAGCAGAAUAUGGUUCAAUAUAUACUGUUGUCAUGCACAAAACACUAUGAGAUAAUCGUUGGUUCUUCAUGCAAAAGUAUUUUUAUAAGAGUUGUGACAGUGUUUUGCAGUGUUACUAAAGUUUUGCUUAACACAUUUAAAUCAAUUUAGUGCCAAAUUGCAUCUCAUUGUGUGAUAGCUGCAAGAUGUCGUGGGUGUAAGAUGUCCUGGGUGUAAGAUGUCAUGGGUGUAAGAUGUCGUGGGUGUAAGAUGUCCUGGGUGUAAGAUGUCCUGGGUGUAAGAUGUCAUGGGUGUAAGAUGUCACAGGUGUAAGAUGUCGUGGGUGCAAGAUGUAGUGGGUGCAAGAUGUCGUGGGUGUAAGAUGUAGUGGGUGUAAGAUGUCACGGGUGUAAGAUGUCGUGGGUGCAAGAUGUAGUGGGUGCAAGAUGUCAUGGGUGCAAGAUGUAGUGGGUGUAAGAUAUCGUGGGUGCAAGAUGUAGUGGGUGCAAGAUGUAGUGGGUGUAAGAUAUCGUGGGUGCAAGAUGUAGUGGGUGCAAGAUGUCACGGGUGCAAGAUGUCGUGGGUGUAAGAUGUCGUGGGUGUAAGAUGUCAUGGGUGCAGUGGUUGGAUGUAACAUGAAAUCAAUAGAAGAAGCAGAUCUCAACAAGCAUUUUCACAAAACAUGUCUGCCCACACUCCAUACUGGUUAACCCCAUGAUUUAGUUUUUGUGUGAUUUAUAUCUGCAGUGUGUGUUUGAUAUUUCAGUCUGGAUUUAUGUAAACUGUAGUACCUCACAUCACAGUCGACCGUAGUGGUGUAUUUUUGCGGGUUACAGUUCACAUACUGCUGUGUGUCCUUCCUCUGCCCAGACGUUGGCCUGACACACGUAGUCCAAGUGUAAAUGGAUGAAAUCUUUUUAGUCUCAGUACACCAGUGACCUAUCAAAUACUAAACAUGGUUACACUUUUUUUUUUCAGUAAUUUGUGAAAUGGUGUCAAUUAUUUCUGAUGCCGAAUGUCCUCCUGCUCUGUUGGACCAAACAACAUGAAGGUGGGGCCCGGUGAAAAGAUUGUACCAUGACUGAAAAGACGUGGGAUUCAUGUGCCCUUCUUCCAUCCAUUAUCCGGACCACUUAUCCUGCUCUCAGGGUCGCGGGGAUGCUGGAGCCUAUCCCAGCAGUCAUUGGGCGGCAGGCGGGGAGACACCCUGGACAGGCCGCCAUGUGUCCUCAUAGUUUUGAUAUCCAUCACAGCACUAAACCUUUACUUACUUACAAAACAUGCACCACCACUAGCUAACCUGUACGCUUCUCCCAAAUGGCAUGAAGUGUUUAUGUUUGUCCAGGAGAUGGGCGGCACAGUGGCGCAGUGGUUAGCACGGUCGCCUCACAGCAAGAAGGUCCUGAGUUCGAGCCCCGGGGUAGUCCAACCUUGGGGGUCAUGCCGGGUCGUCCUCUGUGUGGAGUUUGCAUGUUCUCCCCAUGUCUGCGUGGGUUUCCUCCGGGGGCUCCGGUUUCCUCCCACAGUCCAAAGACAUGUAGGUCAGGUGACUCGGCCAUACUGAAUUGCCCCUUUGUGUGUGUGUGUGUGUGUGUGUGUGUGUGUGUGUGUGUGUGUGUGUGUGUGU
Molecule: messenger RNA, 4066 nt
Organism: Lampris incognitus (smalleye Pacific opah)
Lineage: Eukaryota; Metazoa; Chordata; Actinopteri; Lampriformes; Lampridae
Gene: rab23
Product: RAB23, member RAS oncogene family
Exons: 7
Coding region: 508-1215 (235 amino acids)
Molecular function (GO): GTP binding; GTPase activity
Source: RefSeq, a predicted model, not a curated record